Molecule: messenger RNA, 4876 nt
Organism: Populus nigra (black poplar)
Lineage: Eukaryota; Viridiplantae; Streptophyta; Magnoliopsida; Malpighiales; Salicaceae
Product: protein TOPLESS-RELATED PROTEIN 2-like
Exons: 26
Coding region: 532-3942 (1136 amino acids)
Biological process (GO): regulation of DNA-templated transcription
Molecular function (GO): protein binding
Source: RefSeq, a predicted model, not a curated record
AGCUGUCAUUUGUAAUAUAGCCCGAGCGAGCGAGCAGAGAGAAUGCUAGUGCCAGAGCGCAAGAGAGAGUGAGUGAAGGUUGUUGUUGCUGGUGCUAGUGCCAGAGCGCAAGAGAAAGAAGUAAAUAAGAAAACCCUCUAACCUUAGAAAGAAAUGCUUAUUUUCUGCUACGGUGAACAGUAAAGCCUGUUAGUUUUCUUCUUGACUCUCUGGAUGCACAAAUGGAAAUCAUAAAGUUUGCAUUUUGUGACAAUUUAUUGCGAAAUCAGUCUUCUUAAACUUGCUCUAGUGUUUCGCAUCUCAAGCUUGACUUACUUUGCUGGAUCUGUGUACAAGAAGCUGAGAAUUAGGGUUUUAUUUGCAAGGGUUUAGGGUUUUUGUUAAGUCACUUCUAGGUAUUUUAUAGUUCAUCAGACUGAUGAGUAUUUAGGGCUUUAUAGUGAGACUUGCAUUGGCUAUAUUGGGAAAUUUGGGUGCCUUUGAGUAUAAUAUUCAAUCGCUGCACUGGAGCGUUUAGGGGUAUCGGGGACUAUGUCUUCCUUAAGCAGGGAACUGGUGUUUCUGAUCUUGCAGUUCUUGGACGAGGAGAAGUUCAAGGAAACUGUUCAUAAGUUAGAGCAAGAGUCUGGUUUUUUCUUCAAUAUGAAACAUUUUGAGGAUCAAGUUCAGGCUGGUGAAUGGGAUGAGAUUGAGCGAUAUUUAUGUGGAUUCACGAAGGUUGAAGAUAACCGUUACUCUAUGAAGAUAUUCUUUGAAAUAAGAAAGCAGAAAUAUUUGGAGGCUCUUGAUAGACAGGAUCGGGCAAAGGCUGUUGAGAUUCUUGUUAAGGACCUGAAGGUUUUUGCAUCCUUCAAUGAAGAACUUUUCAAGGAAAUAACUCAGUUGCUUACACUUGAUAAUUUCAGGCAAAAUGAGCAGCUUUCGAAAUACGGGGAUACAAAAUCGGCUCGAAAUAUCAUGCUUGUCGAACUUAAAAAGCUGAUUGAAGCAAACCCGCUGUUUCGAGACAAGCUUACUUUCCCACCCUUCAAAAGUUCGCGACUUAGAACGUUAAUAAACCAGAGUCUUAAUUGGCAGCAUCAACUUUGUAAGAAUCCUCGUUCAAACCCUGACAUCAAAACUCUAUUUAUUGAUCAUUCUUGCACUCCUACAACUGCUAAUGGGGCUCAUCCACCCCCUCCCUCGAACACCCCCCUUGUGGGACCGAUUCCUAAGGCUGGGGCAUUCCCUCCGAUUGGAGCCCAUGGCCCAUUUCAACCUGUUGUUUCCCCAACUCCGGGUGCUAUUGCUGGUUGGAUGUCGGCCAAUAAUCCUUCUUUACCACACCCUGCUGUGGCAGCAGGCCCCCCUACUCUUGUGCAGCCUUCUAGUGCAGCUGCAUUCUUGAAACACCCAAGGACUCCCACAGGAAUGACAGGAAUGAAUUAUCAGUCAGCUGAUUCAGAACACUUGAUGAAGCGGAUGCGCCCUGGCCAAUCUGAAGAGGUUUCCUUUUCUGGUAUAGCACAUACUCCCAAUAUCUAUUCCCAAGACGACCUUCCCAAAACUGUUGUACGGACCCUUAACCAAGGAUCCAAUGUCAUGAGCAUGGACUUUCAUCCACAGCAUCAAACCAUCCUGCUAGUUGGGACAAAUGUUGGUGACAUUAGCCUUUGGGAAGUUGGCUCCCGGGAAAGGUUGGCACAUAAACCUUUCAAAGUUUGGGAUCUCUCUGCUUCUUCAAUGCCACUGCAGACAGCAUUGUUGAAUGAUGCUGCAAUAUCUGUAAAUCGAUGUGUGUGGGGGCCAGAUGGACUAAUGCUUGGUGUUGCAUUUUCGAAACAUAUAGUGCAAAUAUAUACUUACAAUCCGACUGGAGAACUGAGGCAGCAUUUAGAGAUUGAUGCCCAUGUCGGUGGUGUGAAUGAUAUUGCAUUUGCUCAUCCCAACAAACAACUAUGCAUUGUCACAUGUGGUGAUGACAAGAUGAUUAAGGUUUGGGAUGCUGGAGCAGGAGGCAGACAAUAUAUAUUUGAAGGCCAUGAAGCGCCUGUGUAUUCAUUGUGUCCCCAUUACAAAGAAAAUAUCCAGUUUAUUUUUUCAACAGCAAUUGAUGGGAAGAUUAAAGCUUGGCUAUAUGAUUCUUUGGGAUCUAGAGUGGACUAUGAUGCUCCUGGACUUUGGUGCACCAUGAUGGCAUAUAGUGCAGAUGGGACUAGGCUCUUCUCUUGUGGAACAAGUAAAGAAGGUGAAUCUCACCUAGUUGAGUGGAAUGAGAGUGAAGGAUCUAUCAAACGAACAUAUUUGGGUUUCAGGAAGCGUUCUUUAGAUGUUGUUCAGUUUGACACAACAAGGAGCCACUUCUUAGCUGCUGGUGAUGAGUUUCAAAUUAAGUUUUGGGAUAUGGAUAAUACAAACAUGUUGACAGCUGUUGAUGCAGAUGGGGGGUUGCCUGCUAGUCCUAGACUGAGAUUUAACAAGGAAGGUUCAUUGUUGGCAGUCACAACUAGUGACAAUGGUAUUAAAAUUCUAGCCAGUAGUGAUGGAUUGCGCUUGAUAAGGAUGUUGGAGAGCAGGGCUAUUGAUAAAAGUCGAAGCCCGUCAGAACCAAUCAACUCUAAGCCUCUGAUUGUUAACGCACUAGGCUCUGUGGCAAAUGUUUCUUCUGGCCUCGCAUCAUCACUGGAACGCUCAGAUAGAAUCCAGCCUGCAGUUUCUAUUGGCAAUCUUGGUACCAUGGACAACAGUAGGCUUGUUGAUGUUAAACCUAGGAUUUCAGAUGAUACAGACAAAUUGAAAAGCUGGAAGAGUGAUAUUGUAGAUUCAUCUCAGCUAAAAGCUUUGCGGUUGCCUGACUCCAUAGUCGCUGGCAAGGUUGUGCGGCUGAUUUAUACUAACUCAGGGCUGGCUUUAUUGGCCCUUGCCUCUAAUGCUGUCCACAAGCUGUGGAAAUGGCAGCGCAGUGAAAGAAAUCUGACAGGAAAGGCUACUGCAUCAAAUGCACCACAGUUGUGGCAGCCUCCUAGUGGAACUCCCAUGACUAAUGAUAUAAAUGAGAGCAAACCAGCUGAAGAAUCUGCUGCAUGCAUUGCACUAUCCAAAAAUGAUUCUUAUGUCAUGUCUGCCUCUGGUGGGAAGGUCUCUUUGUUCAACAUGAUGACAUUCAAGGUCAUGACAACAUUUAUGUCCCCACCUCCUGCAGCCACUUUUUUAGCAUUCCAUCCUCAAGAUAAUAACAUUAUUGCAAUUGGCAUGGAGGAUUCUACUGUGCAAAUAUAUAAUGUCAGAGUUGAUGAGGUCAAAACUAAACUCAAGGGCCACCAGAAUCGAAUAACAGGACUUGCUUUUUCACAGAGUUUAAAUGUGCUGGUGUCUUCUGGGGCUGAUGCACAGUUGUGUGUCUGGAGCAUUGAUGGAUGGGAGAAAAAGAAAAUGAGGUUCAUUCAAGCACCACCUAGUCGUCAAUCCCCUUUGGUAGGCGAAACUAGAGUCCAAUUUCAUAAUGACCAAGCACAUUUGUUGGUUGUCCAUGAAAGCCAAAUUGCCAUCUAUGACAGCAAACUUGAAUGUUCGCGCUCAUGGUCUCCUAAAGACACCCUUGCGGCUCCCAUUUCAAGUGCAAUAUAUUCAAGUGAUGGUUUCUUGGUUUAUACGGGUUUUUGUGAUGGUGCUGUCGGAGUUUUUGACGCGGACAGCUUAAGAAUCAGAUGCCGAAUAGCACCUUCUGCUUAUAUACCUUCACACCCUGCAGGCAGCACUGCCUAUCCUUUGGUUAUAGCUGCUCAUCCAUCUGAGCCCAAUCAGAUUGCACUUGGUAUGAGUGAUGGUGCAGUACAUGUGGUUGAGCCAUCUGAUGUGGAGAUGAAGUGGGGUGGCCCAUCCUCUCAAGAUAACGGGACCCUUCCGUCUAAUACAUCGAAUCCUUCUCCAAGUGGUCACCUGUCAGAGCUCCCUUCCAGGUGAUGGAGCAUUGUUGGGCAGUUGUAACCACCAGGACGACGAAUACUAUGGAAAACUUGCUCAAUUUUAGUAAUUGUCAUUUUUUUUCCCUUGCGUUAAUAGUUUGUUUGCAUUUAAUCAAGGUCUGAUAUUAAUAUUCAUUAUCCCCUUCUUUUAUCUUCUACUGGGGCCAUCUUGCUGUUUGAGGUUUGAAAGGAAUUUGUAUAUUUUUGUCGCCCCUAAAAUGAUGCAAGACAAGAGGCUUUGCCCCCGCAGCUCUGGAGGUUUUACAAUAGGGUGGUUAAGACAGAAAUAAUAAAGAAGUAUUUAACGAGGAAUGGUGAUGAUGAAAAUGAAUAUAAUGAAGGCUACAGUGAUGACAGUUUGAUAAUUCAAUAUAGUCUCGAGGGGAUUUACUAAAAUGGAGAUGUUGAUUCCAUGAUCAGCCAAGAUAAAGGCAUUGAGUUGUAUACCUUUGAACAAGUGAUUUGCUGACAAGUUUAUUAUAGAAGGGAGGAGUAGCACCUCAUUUUCAACUGUCAGAGUUGUAGUCAGUUCUUCCCGUUAAAUGGCCCUGACGAUAAGCUUUGCUUUUGGACAAUAGCUUUUAAAAGAUUGUGGCGUGCAUGUUAGAAAGGUUUGUCGAGAAGUAGGAGAAUGUACGAGGUUGUCUUCGAUGUUCAAAGCAAGUUAAGAGCCAGCUAAUGAUGGUGCUCCUUCCUUCGAUGAAUGAAACUCUAGCGAAGGCAAGUUUCGAAGAUAACUUGGUUGAUGAUGCAUGCUGUCGAACAAGCAGAUAGUUGGGAAGCACAGUUCUUCGCACUUUCUUUGCAAAGGACGAGCAAUAUAUAUAUGCUUAAAUCAAUAGGCUCACUUUAUUUCAAGAGUUUAUAUUUUAUUGUGCCAGCUAUAUUACCCUCUUCUUACACUUUAAAAUUAUCGAUUAAUGUUUUUCUUC